UGAGAUUCGCUGACUUCUCAACUUUUUACUUUUGCUGUGUAAAAAGAUAUCUUCGUACUGAGGGAAAAGUGGAGGAAUAUCUAUUCAAGGGAAAGCUAUGAAAACAGCCAUUGCGCCCAAUAGCAAACGUAAGCUGAAGCGCUUUUUUACUUAUACGUGUGAAAGCUCCAACAAAAUGAGAGGAGAGAGGAAAGAAUGAUGUUCCUAAUCUAAUUUAAUGGUGGGGAUGAGUGGAAUCCUUCAAUUGCUUUUCAUUCUUGGAUUCCUUCAAAAAGGAGAUUGUUCCAUCCAAGGAGGAUUAUCAUUUAGUGACAUUUUACCCGAAGAUCCUAAAAUGUAUGAUAAAAUGAAGCCACCAAAGAAAGAUGGAAAACCCACUAAAGUCUCGUUCCAUGUUACAGUAAUGGGUCUGGAUUCAAUUAAUGAAGGCUCUAUGGUUAAGAGCGAUCUGUCUUAUACUACGGAUGAUCUUUUAUUUGAUUGGGAAGAAAUUACACCCUUAGUCGUUGAUGAAAAUAUUGAACUUCCUCAACUAGAUUUGAUCAAAACAGAACGUGGAGACUGUACACAAGUUUAUUCCACUGGGAAUUUUACAUGUCUGCAAGUAGUUUUUACUCUAAGAAGAAGGCUUGGCUAUUACUUAUUUCAUACUUAUAUACCAACAUGUUUGAUUGUCAUAAUGUCUUGGGUAUCUUUUUGGAUUAAGCCAGAAGCUGUACCAGCACGAGUUACGUUAGGAGUGACAAGCCUAUUGACUCUUUCCACGCAGCAUGCUAAGAGUCAAUCUGCAUUGCCACCUGUAUCCUACAUAAAAGCAAUCGAUAUUUUUAUGUCAAGUUGCACAUUUUUUGUUUUCUUAUCACUUAUGGAGUAUGCUUUGGUCAAUAUUGUACUCGAUGAUGAAGCAGAAACCUUGAAACAAAUGACAAAUGAAAACAAAAUGGUCUUCAAUUUGCAACCACGCCUCAUGAACGCUGUCCAGAAACGACGGCUAUUAGCUCAUAUGAUUGAUCGAAUCUCAAGAAUACUCUUCCCUCUCAUAUUUGUACUUUUAAAUAUAUGGUACUGGGUGUAUUACACCCAAUAUCAAUAUCUAAGUAUUGCUUAGAUAUUGAUAGAACAUUAUAACAAUGGAUAGAACAAUGCAAAAAAAUAUUGUAUAUUCAGGAUAGUGGGAAGUGAAAAAAAUAUUUUAAAA
Parasteatoda tepidariorum (common house spider) is the source of this 1198-nucleotide messenger RNA. NCBI's taxonomy places the organism in Eukaryota, Metazoa, Arthropoda, Arachnida, Araneae, Theridiidae. The record is from RefSeq and is a predicted model, not a curated record.